AUGCGCCUGUCUCUGUCUCCGAAUCUCCGGUGGGCAAUCCGCUUUCGCCCAUCAUGGAAUACUCGUUAUACGUCUGUAGCGGCUUUGCGUAGUCACUGUCAACCUAUCUUGCGCUCCGCUGUGCCUAUACCAGCAUCACCGGCACCGCCGGCGAACCGGAGAUGGUUUUCGGCUUCUCGUCCGGCGCGAUUUAGUAUUGACGCUGAUUCGACUAUCUACGCUUUGUCGACGGCAUCAGGUCGCGCCGCGAUUGCGGUGGUGAGGAUUUCGGGAAAUGCGUGUGUAGAGGUAUACAAAGCCCUAUGUCCGAAUAAACCUCUUCCGAAACCACGGCUCGCCGCUCUACGAACGCUUUACGAACCGGGAAACAACACAGACAAUGUGUUAGAUGCCGGGGCUUUGGUGCUACACUUCCCCGCCCCCAAGACAGUCACGGGCGAGGAUGUCCUGGAAUUCCAUGUACACGGCGGACCGGCAAUCGUCAAGUCUGUUCUUGGGGCGAUAGGAGGCUUAAAUCGCACCGAUAAUAUAAUCCGCUACGCCGAACCGGGCGAAUUCACUCGCCGCGCAUUUAUGAAUGAUCGUCUUGACCUGCCUCAGAUCGAAGCACUUGGUGAAACCCUCGUCGCUGAUACGGAGCAGCAGCGUCGUCUUGCUGUGCGGGGUGCGAAUGAUACGUUGUCGAAACGAUACGAACAAUGGCGGCAUCAGCUGCUAUAUGCGCGCGGGGAACUCGAGGCUCUGAUUGAUUUUGCGGAGGAUCAGCAUUUUGAUGAGUCGGCUGGAGAGUUGCUUUCGUCUGUUGCGGGACAGGUUCGCGUGCUUGUGUCGCAGAUCGGGUUCCAUAUACAGAAUGCGUCAAAGGGCGAGCUGCUACGGAAUGGUAUCCGCAUUGCACUCUUGGGCGCCCCGAACGCGGGAAAGAGCUCGUUGUUGAAUCGGGUUGUCGGGAAGGAGGCUGCGAUUGUCAGUACCGAGGAAGGGACGACGAGGGAUAUUGUCGAUGUUGGUGUUGAUUUGGGAGGAUGGUAUUGUAAACUCGGGGAUAUGGCCGGCAUUCGCUCAGAGGCUGGGUCUGGGGAUACGGCUGUGACGAUUGGGGCGGUGGAGAAGGAGGGGAUAAGACGGGCGAGAGAGAGGGCGUUGGAGUCGGAUGUGGUGAUUGUGGUUGCAUCGUUGGAUGAGAGUGGUCGGUUAGCUGUUGAGCGGGAGGUCAUCGACGCUACGCGCGAUUGCAUUGAGGAUGGGAAAUGUAUCCUCAUCGUGAUCAACAAAUGUGAUCGUCUCCAACCGAGCGAACGAACCAUAUUCGCUCAAAUCCCACCAACCCUGCUUGAGAAAGUCACUACACUCUUCCCAUCCGUCCCUCAAAACCGCAUCUUCGGUAUAUCCUGCCAGGAAGCUCAAGGCCUAUUACCAUCGUCACUAGAACAGAACGCAGACCCCGGAAACCUCCAGAUCUUCCUCCGCGGCCUCAUCAGCACAUUGGAAGAAAUCGCCUCACCCCUGGGAAUCGAAGGAGACGAUAACGGCCAAUACGACCAUUCAUACUGGAAGGAUUCGCUGGGCGUGACGCACCGCCAAAGCUCGAAUCUGAAACGGUGUAAGCAGCAUCUUGAUGACUUUCUGGCACAAACGGCGGAGCCAGGUUCGAAUAGCGGUGGUUAUGGCGGUCUUCUGGGUGAGGAGGUCGAUAUCGUAACGGCUGCUGAGAAUUUACGAUUCGCGGCUGAUGCGCUUGCGAAGAUUACGGGGAAGGGGGAGAGUGGGGAUGUAGAGGAUGUGUUGGGGGUUGUUUUUGAGAAGUUCUGUGUUGGGAAGUAA
Messenger RNA from Aspergillus chevalieri, 1824 nucleotides. It is a transcript of the gene MSS1, whose product is annotated as tRNA modification GTPase. Gene Ontology annotation, molecular function: GTP binding; protein binding; GTPase activity. Bases 1 to 1824 code for a protein of 607 amino acids. The record is from RefSeq and is a predicted model, not a curated record. Gene Ontology annotation, biological process: tRNA wobble uridine modification; tRNA methylation. The transcript is spliced from 3 exons. Gene Ontology annotation, cellular component: mitochondrion; cytoplasm. Lineage: Eukaryota; Fungi; Ascomycota; Eurotiomycetes; Eurotiales; Aspergillaceae.